AUGAAGGCCAUCUCUUCUCUCUUGUCUGCGUCGGCGCUCGCACUGCUGUCGACUCAAGGCGCUCGAGCCUACAGCGAGGGCUUCGACCUGACGGACCACACGAGUCAGCUCAACUUCUACCAUCAAGCUGCGACCGACCUCACGGCCGAGCAAGUCGUGCUUGAUGACAGCUGCGUCGUGGACCAAGUGCACUUGCUCAAGUUCCUCAAGACGUGGAACCUCUCGGAGUUGAUCCCGAAUCCAGCCGUCAUGGUGGACAAUAUCACAACGUUGGGACUGCAGGAGGCCCACGACGUCGGCUCGACGUUCCGCAGCAAGUACGCGGGCUUGUACACGGCCAAGGAGACCGUGUGGACGAACGCCAAGGAGCGCGUGGUCCGCACUGCGCAGAACUUCAUGAACGGAUUCCACGGCCAAGACUGGGACGCGGACUUGCUGGUGCAGGUGAGCACCACGGACACGACGCUGGGCGCCAACACGCUCACGCCGAUCGACACGCUGGCAGGACGCCUUGACGAGUCGCUCUGGCCUGGCUUCGGGUUCUCGGCGGGCGUGACGCUCACGGUCAUGGACUUGUGCAUGUAUCAGUGCAACUACCUGGGCAAGGACCACCUCGAGUUCUGCCAGAUCUUCACGGACGACGAGUGGAAGCACUACGCGUACCACAAGGACUUGGGCUACUACUACGGCUCGGGCUACGGCGCAGCGCUCGCGCCUACUGUCGGAUACCCGUACUCCGAGGCGGUCACGAAGCUCCUGAACGAGACGGAGACGACGUCCUGCCAGAAGAUCUUCCUCAACGCCAUGUACUCGGGCUUCGGGCUCAACUACGACGAGAGCUACCCGACGAACGCGAUCAACGCCACGCGCAACUUCCGCUCUUCGCGCGUUGUCACGAUGGGCGCGCGCCUUGUUACGGAGCGGAUCACGUGCGCCGGAGAGAGCUUCAUCCGCUUCAGCAUCAACGAGGAGGUGGUCCCUCUGCCUGGCUGCCAGAGCGGACCUGGGCUCACAUGCCCCAUCGCCGAGUUCGUGCAGUACAUGGAGGCCCGCAAGGCCGAGGUGGGGGACUUCAUCACGACGUGCAACUCGACCAGCGCGUCCUCGGAGCUUACGCUGUUCGAGAACCCCGUCGUGAACCAGUGCGCAGCGUCGUCAACUAAGGCCGGCAAGCAGUCUGUAGUCGUCUAA
Molecule: messenger RNA, 1191 nt
Organism: Phytophthora sojae
Lineage: Eukaryota; Oomycota; Peronosporomycetes; Peronosporales; Peronosporaceae
Exons: 4
Coding region: 1-1191 (396 amino acids)
Molecular function (GO): acid phosphatase activity
Source: RefSeq, a predicted model, not a curated record